AGCUUGGCAGACCUUCAUAGCCCAACCUGUGCACUGAAGCGCAAUGAACAAUGCGGAUAGUUUGGAUCCUGCGCUGAUGUCUGAGCUUGGCGUCGAGGAUCCGGAGCUUGCGGCUGCUAUUGAAGCAAGUUACAAAUCUCAUGUGCCUGCUCGUGCUGCCGGCGCAAAUCAGGGCUUCCCGCAUGACGAAGGUCAUGCCGAGGACACUGAGCUUGCUGCGGCAAUUGAAGCGAGUUACAAGUCCAGCGCAGCGCCACGCGGCGCUGACGCACACCAGGCGUUCGACCAAAUGCUGGCCAGAGCCCUGGAGGAGUCGAUGAAGGAGCCGCAGCGACAAGCGAAUGCCGAGACCAGAGGCCAAAUUCCAGCCUUCUUGCCAGGAGGCUCAAGCAGCAGCAGUAUGCCUGCUGCAGCCCCAAGUGCUACGAAUGGACUUGACUUUCUCAGGACGACUGCAAACACCAGACUGGCUCCAGCCCAUGCGCGUGACGAGGUCGGCUCUGAUGUUGCGGAGCGCGGGAGCUCCAGAGGUGGAUCGCCCCACCUAGGCCCCGAGGCGGAGGGAGAGGUGAUGGACCCCCAGCUUGCGGCCGUCAUUGAGGCCAGCUAUGCUGCCCAGACGGAGACCGCCCGACUCGAAAACGAGGAGGAGAUGAUACGGCAGGCCAUGGAGAUUUCCCGGAAAGAAGAGGAGCGGCGCCAGAACCAGCAACUGCGGGAGCAGCAGGAGGCGGAGCUCCAGGACGAAAGUAUCCUUAUGGACCAGAUGAGGGAGCAAGAAGAGAAGCGAAGGCGUUUGGAGGAGGAGGAGCAGCAGAGGGCUUCAGAGGCCGCAAAGGAAGCAGAGCUUCAACGGCAGCAGCAGGAGGAGCGGCAGCGGCUAGAAGCCCAGCAGCUCCGUGCGGAGAACCUGCCGCCGGAGCCCCCCGCGGAUGCGCCCGACAAGGUGGACCUGCAGAUCCGCACUCCCGACGGGCGCCGAGUCAGGCGUCGAUUUGUGGUCUCAAACACCGUUGGGCAGGUGUACGACUACCUGCACCUGGAGGGCCAUUUGGGGGAUGAGGCCUUUCAGCUGGUGUCCACCAUGCCACGGAAGGAGUACCAGGACCGAAAGCAGACUCUGUCUGAUGCCGGGCUGCAAGGUCAGUGCGCCUUGAUGCUAGAGCGGCUGCAGUGAGGGCGAAAAGCGCUCCUCGGUCGCGACUUCGGGGCAUCGUUCUUCCUUUUUUGGGUUCUUGAACACCUGGGGCCUCGCCCCAAAUGUCAUGAAACUAAGCAAUUCGCCAGGGUCGCUCCGGCUCGACCACUUUGAAAUACGAGCUGCAAAGACAACCCAAGGCUUCCGAGAGUCGGAUGUCCUUGGGUUGGCAGCUGUGCUUCGGAGAUGAAUCCAAGAAUUCGUAAGGUACUGGUGCAGAACACCACUUCCUUGAAUGGCCAGCUCGCCCUGCAGUUGUGCUGUAAACAUGCUAUUUGGC
Messenger RNA from Effrenium voratum, 1478 nucleotides. The record is from the annotation of a GenBank genome assembly. NCBI's taxonomy places the organism in Eukaryota, Dinophyceae, Suessiales, Symbiodiniaceae.